This is a messenger RNA of Eutrema salsugineum, 1928 nucleotides long. Its product is annotated as TBC1 domain family member 2B. The transcript has 7 exons. The record is from RefSeq and is a predicted model, not a curated record. Lineage: Eukaryota; Viridiplantae; Streptophyta; Magnoliopsida; Brassicales; Brassicaceae.
CGUACAUCCAUCUCUCCUCCUCCAACUUUUCUCAAUCAUUCUCUCUUCUCUUUUCGACACCGAGAGACGCGGGAUUCAAUUCAACGCUCCUCUGGAUUUUUCAUUUCUUUCAGUUAAUAAUUUUCCUUUUCUUCACCUAGAAACUAUUUAUUUACGGGUGUUUUUAUUCUCUCUUUUCCAUUUUUAGUGUCAUUUGUUCCUCACACGAGAGAGAGAGAGAGAGACAAAAAAAAAAUUGUUCUUGGCUUCCUUUUUUCCGUUUCUGGAUUUUUAAUUUACAAAAAAAAGAACUCGAAUUUAUUUGACUGCGUAGAGGAGAAGAUUCUAGGAGAAAAAGAAGAGCUUCAAGGCGAUAGCGUUUGCAGAACGUGACAACAUUAAAAUAUUGAAAGCCUCGUUUGUUUUUGACGGUGUCAUGCUUCCGUGCUCGUGCUUAGUCCGAAAUUGACGAAAUACCCCGAGAAAAGGAAGAAGAUAAAUCUGGAGAACAUUUGCAAUUUAGACAAAAAGCCCCAAGAAAAUCCGAGGAUGUUUGGGAUCCAAAGCAGAAGGGAUUUAACCAUGGAGCUGCAAUCUCAGAUUCCGAUUCUCCGUCCGAGCAUCCACGCGAGACGAGCCAACAUCGUCGUCAAAUUCCAGGACUUGUACGGAUUCACGGUGGAAGGAAAUGUCGACGACGUGAACGUGUUGAACGAAGUGAGGGAGAAAGUUAGGAAUCAAGGGAGAGUCUGGUGGGCUUUGGAAGCUAGCAAAGGAGCUAACUGGUAUCUUCAGCCGGAGAUUCUCUUGAUCGGUGACGGAAUCGCCUUGAAAACAUCUCUCAAGAUCUCGACCUUGACGAAUGCAAUCACCUUGAAGAGGCUGAUUAGGAAAGGGAUCCCGCCGGUUCUCAGGCCAAAGGUCUGGUUUUCUCUCUCCGGUGCCGCCAAAAAGAAGUCCACCGUGCCGGAUAGUUAUUACAGUGACUUGAGCAAGGCCGUCGACGGAAAGGUCACGCCAGCAACUCGGCAGAUCGAUCAUGAUCUGCCACGGACUUUCCCAGGCCAUCCAUGGUUGGACACUCCAGAGGGUCAUGCUGCACUACGACGUGUGCUUGUUGGGUAUUCCUUUCGCGAUUCUGAUGUUGGCUAUUGUCAGGGCCUAAAUUACGUUGCAGCGUUACUAUUGCUUGUGAUGAAGACAGAAGAAGACGCAUUCUGGAUGCUCGCAGUUCUUUUGGAAAACGUAUUAGUCCGUGACUGCUACACAACCAACUUGUCUGGAUGCCAUGUUGAGCAGCGGGUUUUCAAAGAUUUGCUUGCGCAAAAGUGCCCUCGAAUAGCUACUCAUCUUGACGAUAUGGGCUUUGAUGUUUCCCUUGUAGCCACCGAGUGGUUUCUUUGCCUCUUCUCAAAAAGCUUUCCUUCCGAGCAUUUUCAAUAAAUUUUUCCUCCUUGAGCUAACUUAAGAAAAGUCUAAUUUCACGGAUAUCUCGUUCAUUUCCAGAUGAAAGAAAACGAGCUGCUUAUGACCCACCAGGUCGGUGAUGUAAUCAACAUAUUACAGACCACCUCACACCAGCUCUUUGACCCGGAUGAGUUAUUAACGGUGGCGUUCGAGAAAAUUGGAUCAAUGACUACCAACACCAUAUCUAAGCAGAGGAAGAAGCAGGAACCGGCGGUGAUGGCAGAACUUGACCAGAGACUUCGGAGACUCAACUCUCUUAAAGAGAAUGGUAAGAACACAUGAAUAAAACAAAAAACUGUUGGGAGAAGAUGAGCCAAAAAGUGUACAACGAGGGAGCCCAAUGGUUUAUUUAUACCCCUCUUGAUGUUUUUUUUUUAAAUCUUCUUUUAACGUAUAUAAAUAGGAUUUUACUUAAUCUUGAGAGCAAAACAAAAGACCAGUAUCCAUUUUCUGAGAUGGUAAAUGUCAAGUUUCUUUCACUU